AUGGUUCUUUUCAACAUCCCCAAGCCUGCUGUUCCCCAUGGUGGCUGGGUUGUCGUCACUGGUGUCAGUGGUCUCGUUGGCUCACACGUUGCGGACCAAGCCCUCCGCGUCGGCUUCAGGGUCCGCAGGACUACCCGGAGUACCGAGAAGAACGCAUGGGUAAAGGAGCACUUCCAGAGCCGUUAUGGAGUGGAGAACUUUGAACUAUUUGAGGUGCCAGACAUGGUUGCCAAGGGCGCCUUUGAGAAUGUGGUCGCAGAAAACGUCGUGGAUGUAGCCAUCAACGGCAUCAAAGCUGCAGCGAAGGAGUCAAGCACAAAAUGCUUUAUCUACACGUCUUCCUCUUUUGCGGCCACAUUUCUGAGUCCGGAUAAAAGACUCGCCAUCACUACCAAAACUUUCAACGACGGAGCUGUCAGAAAGGCGAAUCUACCGGGUCCUGAGGGAGAUGUUGUCUACGCGGCCAGUAAAGUUGAAGCUGAGCGACGAAUUAUGGCUUGGGUCAAGAAGAACAAGCCUAACUUGGUCAAGGCCCUUUGCGGAGCAGACUACGACGUCGACCUCAAGAUCCCUGCUCAGCACUUUGUCAACGUACAGGAUGACGCGCGGCUACAUUGUGUCGCUCUGGCUCAUCUUUCACUAGAGUCUGAACGCAUCUUUGCGGUGGCUGGGCCUGUGAAGUCAAAUGCCAUCAUCAACAUUCUCAGGAGGCAAUUCCCCCAGAAAGGAUACAAGCACGUUUUAGAUGAUGAGAAUGAUCUGGCAGUUGAUGAGCCAGCCCAGCGGGCGGAGGAGCUACUUGUUGAGGUGUAUGGCACUGGGUUUGCCAGCUUGGAAGAGAGCGUCUCGGCUAAUACUGCCGAGUUGGUGAAUUGA
Molecule: messenger RNA, 876 nt
Organism: Fusarium falciforme
Lineage: Eukaryota; Fungi; Ascomycota; Sordariomycetes; Hypocreales; Nectriaceae
Product: Epimerase domain-containing protein
Exons: 3
Coding region: 1-876 (291 amino acids)
Molecular function (GO): oxidoreductase activity, acting on the CH-OH group of donors, NAD or NADP as acceptor
Source: RefSeq, a predicted model, not a curated record